Plenodomus lingam JN3 is the source of this 1485-nucleotide messenger RNA. Lineage: Eukaryota; Fungi; Ascomycota; Dothideomycetes; Pleosporales; Leptosphaeriaceae. The record is from RefSeq and is a predicted model, not a curated record.
AUGGAUGCGAGAGAUGUCGAAGCAUUCGAGAGGCUUGCGACCGAGAUUGCCAAGCUCCAUUCGCAGCCUACACCCACAGAAGUGCUUCCGUCUGGAGUCGCAUUAGCUCAUGGCCAAGAGAAGCUGGUUAUGUUACACCCAACCUACGGAUUUGUCACCGGUGGCACAACACCAGCCGCCGCUCUUGCAGAUCACCUUGUAACUUACCACGAUCAAAAUGUGCAAGUGCAUCUCCCCUUCGAAACCGUUGCCACAAAUGUUGAAGACACCACCCUCAAUCUUGUCUGCAACUUGCUGGACCUGGACCCACAACAUUGGCCCCACCGUACCUUCACCACUGGUGCAACAACCAGUAACGUUCUCGGUCUGGCGUGUGGACGCGAAUAUGUUAUUGCUGAAGCAUCAGCUCACCGUACAGAUGAAGUGGUCAGUGUCGGUGAAGUUGGGAUAAUUGAAGCCAUGCGCCGCGCAGGCAUCGACGAGAUCCAAAUUCUCACCACGGUCCCACAUUCUUCCCUUUCCAAAGCAGCAAGUAUACUCGGCUUAGGAAGAGCAAGCGUCAAGACCAUCGGCUUGACUCACGCUCCCCACAAGUUCAACAUGGAUACAUUGAAAAUCCUGCUUGCUCAACCAGGCUCUGCAAGCAUCGUUGCAGUAAGCGCAUCAGAAGUAAAUACCGGUCUCUUCGCCACCAUCAGUCUCGAAGAAAUGCAAGAGCUACGCCGACUAUGUGACAUGUAUGGUGCAUGGAUCCACGUCGACGGCGCCUUUGGUCUCUUCGCUCGCGUUCUAUCUCACCCCUCCACGCACACACUUACAACCAACACGUCAAACACAACAUACGACAAACUUAUCAACGCAGCCUCUGGCAUCCCUCUCGCCGACUCCCUGACCGGUGACCUACACAAACUCCUCAAUGUACCCUACGACUCUGGCUUCUUCCUCUCGCGCCAUGCCAAUCUUGCCGCCCGCGUGUUUCAGAACCCAAACGCUGCGUACCUUGCCACCGGCGCAGUUACCGGUGGCAUCAUGUCGCCUCUAAACAUUGGAUUGGAGAAUUCUCGUCGCUUCAGAGCGUUGCCUGCUUACGCAACGCUGGUUGCAUAUGGACGGGACGGGUACAAGGACAUGCUUGAGCGCCAAAUUGCGCUGGCUCGCGGCAUCGCGAAAUUUGUAUUAGAUAGCAGUGCAUUUGAACUCUUACCGCAGGCAACUUGGGGAACUGAGAAUCAGGAGGACAUACUGAGUCGGAUUUUCAUCAUUGUGCUUUUUCGUGCGAGGGAUGAAGAGUUAAACAGACAUCUUGUGGAGAGGAUCAAGGCAAAGAAAAAGAUUUAUGUUAGUGGGACCACUUGGGAUGGGAGUCCCGCGUGUAGAUUUGCGGUUGCAAAUUGGAUGGCUGAUGUGCGCAGGGACUUGAGGGUCAUUAAGGAGGUGUUGGAGGGUGUUGUUGCGGCGUGGAUGCGGGAGAAGAGUACAGCAUAG